GCAAAAGUUGCGAGAUGGUAAAUCAUUGUAUUAGUGUGAAAAGGUUUGUAGAGUUCAGAAGACAUUAAAAUGAGAUUUAUAACUCUAGUGUUGUUACUUGUGUUAUCCGUCAUCCUGUUGGUGCAAGCGACCGACAAACCUCAUCAUUAUGAUGUGGAUGAUGCUCAAGCGUUAUUCGAUCAAUAUGUUAAAGAUUUCAAAAAGACUUACAAGGACGAUAGGGACAGAGAGACUCACUUCAAGCAAUUUAAGAAAAAAUUACAGGUAGUAAAUGACCUGAACGACAAGAAUUAUCCUCAGAUUUCAUUUGGUAUAAAUCAGUUCAGUGAUCUAAGCGAAGACGAAAUGAAGAUUAUGCACGGAUUUAAUGCACAUAAACGUAAGAGUACUGGAAUGUAAUUAAAUCUUCAGCCAUAUCGACAUCCUGUUUUGAAGUUAUUCCACAUACACAUUUCUAUAUACAAUGCAAUACAGUUGCAAUGGUCAACGAUGAAAUAAAAACAUAAAGACAACAAUA
Hyposmocoma kahamanoa is the source of this 517-nucleotide messenger RNA. It is a transcript of the gene bcpi, whose product is annotated as fruit bromelain-like. The transcript has 2 exons. NCBI's taxonomy places the organism in Eukaryota, Metazoa, Arthropoda, Insecta, Lepidoptera, Cosmopterigidae. Bases 70 to 399 code for a protein of 109 amino acids. The record is from RefSeq and is a predicted model, not a curated record.